AUGUUUCAAAUAAAAAUGAGUGAAAAUGCAGAUAAUGAAAUUAGAUUAAAAAGAAAAAUUACACUUUUUGAUGGUGUUGCACUUAUUAUCGGAACAAUUAUUGGCUCUGGUAUUUUUAUUGCACCAACUGGGGUUUUUAUCAGUGUUAAAUCAGUUGGAUAUUCUAUUGUUAUAUGGAUGCUAUCCGGAGUGUUUUCAACCUUAGGUGCAUUAUGUUACGGUGAAUUAGGUACACUAAUUACACGUUCAGGUGGUGAUUACGCUUAUAUUCUCGAAGCUUUCGGUCCUUUACCCGCAUUUAUUUUACUAUGGGUCACGUUGCUUAUUUUAAGGCCGACAACUCAAGCAAUCGUUGCUCUAUCUUUUGCACAUUACGCAUCAAAACCAUUUUUCACGGAUUGCGAACCUCCGGAAAAUGCCAUAAGAAUUUUAGCUGCUCUUUGCUUGUGCGCUUUAACUGCUAUUAAUUGCUACAGCGUUCGAUUGGCAAUGAGAGUUCAAACAUUAUUUACAGCAGCAAAAUUAAUUUCAUUAAUAAUUAUAAUCGUAACAGGAUUCGUUCAAAUAAUAAAAGGAGAUGUAACAAAUUUUGAAAAUUCAUUUGAAGGAAAUUUUAACGCUGCCGAUGUUGCUUUAGCUUUUUAUUCUGGUCUUUUUGCAUUUGGCGGAUGGAAUUUUCUUAAUUUUGUAACAGAAGAAUUACAAGAUCCUUACAAAAAUUUACCAAGAGCCAUAUGGAUCGCUAUGCCGAUUGUUACUUUGGUUUACGUUGCCGCAAAUUUAGCUUAUUUUGCAGUUAUACCACCAUCUGAAAUGCUCGAAUCUUCGGCAGUUGCUGUGACUUUCGGAAACAAAAUGUUUGGAAGUUUUAAAUGGUGCGUUCCGAUUUUCGUGGCACUAUCAACAUUCGGAGGAGUUAAUGGCAUACUUUUUACAUCUGCAAGAUUAUUUUUUAUCGGUGCUGAAGAAUCACAAUUACCAAAAGUUUUUGCAUUUAUUCAUCACAAAAGAAUGACUCCCGUUCCCUCACUUUUAUUCACGUGUGCGUUGUCAUUGAUUAUGUUAAUAUCGAGUGACGUCUUCGUUCUUAUCGAUUACUUCAGUCAAAUUCUUUGGCUAUCGGUUGCUGCUAGCAUUGCUGGAUUAUUAUGGCUCAGAUAUAAAAAACCUCAAGCUUCACGUCCCGUCAAAGUUAACGUUGCCAUUCCCGUAAUAUUUUUAUUAUGUUGUAUUUUUCUAACUGUCGUGCCUAUAAUUAAAAAACCAUUGAAUACAGUUAUUGGCAUGGCCAUCACACUUUCCAGUAUUCCAGUUUAUUAUGUAACCGUUGCUUGGCAAUCGAAACCGAAAUGGAUUAACAAAUUUAAUCAGAAGACUACGUUACUCAUUCAAAAAACAUUUCAAGUUGUUCCUGUUAAUAAAAAAGAAGAUUUAUAA
Molecule: messenger RNA, 1437 nt
Organism: Pediculus humanus corporis (human body louse)
Lineage: Eukaryota; Metazoa; Arthropoda; Insecta; Psocodea; Pediculidae
Product: large neutral amino acids transporter, putative
Exons: 10
Coding region: 1-1437 (478 amino acids)
Biological process (GO): amino acid transmembrane transport
Cellular component (GO): membrane
Molecular function (GO): L-amino acid transmembrane transporter activity
Source: RefSeq, a predicted model, not a curated record